Trypanosoma theileri is the source of this 546-nucleotide messenger RNA. RefSeq lists its product as uncharacterized. The transcript has a single exon. Bases 1 to 546 code for a protein of 181 amino acids. The record is from RefSeq and is a predicted model, not a curated record. Lineage: Eukaryota; Euglenozoa; Kinetoplastea; Trypanosomatida; Trypanosomatidae.
AUGAGACGUGUAGUUUCCCGCGCUGCACCGCGGCUACAGUUGGUGUUGUUAUUCUUCUUCGCCAUCACGUACUGUGUUAACAUUCUAAAUUGGAUCUUCAAAGUCUACUUCGUUAAAACUGACGUUGGAGAUGCUGUUAUUUCUGCGUAUCUGGCUUUUUCUAUAAUAGGAUUCGUUGCAUUUUUAUUUGUCGCCUCACCGUUAAUAUAUUGGUCCUAUAUUUUUGCAGAUGAAAUGGCACCCAAAACGCGACGAAAUGCUGUAAGUAUUGGUAUUAUUAUAUGUUUUUUUCUGCACGAUCUUCCAAUGGAGUGGAUUGAAGUCUAUUUGCUCUGGUAUUACGGUUGGAGAAGUGUUAUUUCUGGUAUUUCAUUCUUCCUUGUCACCUUAUGCUUUGCUGUUAGUUUUUUUAACUCGUGGAUUGCCUAUACCUGGUUUAUUAGUAAGAAAUUACAACUUCAGUUUAGUAGUUCCUCAAUGGUGAUGCCACCGUCAGAGUUUAUGCCAUCAUCUGUAAACUAUCAAUACACUGGUGUGGAUAGGUGA